AUGUCGGUCUCGGCACUUGACUCCCGCCUCUUCCAGAACCUCUUUGGCACCCAAGAGAUCCGGGCCGUCUUCGACGAUGAAGCGUAUACUCAGCAAAUGGUCGACGUGGAGCUUGCCCUUGCCCGGGCGCAAUCCAAGGUUGGAAUUAUUCCAAUCGAAGCGGGAGAGAUCCUCACCACCAAGCUCACAGAGGAAGGCUUUCGUCUCGACUUCGACCGUCUUUCGCGCGAGACGGAGAUCGUGGGAUACCCGGUCCUCCCUCUGGUGCGGCAGCUCGUUGACUACGCGUCCGGGGAGAUGGGCAAGUAUAUCCACUGGGGGGCCACUACGCAAGACAUUAUGGACACUGCGUCCGUGCUCCAGAUGCGCAAGGGGCUGGAGAUCGUCAAACGCCAACUGCAGGAACUCGAAAACAUACUACGAAGUCUGUCCAAGAAGUACCGCGACACGCCCAUGGCCGGCAGAACGCAUCUUCAACAUGCUUUGCCUUGCACGUUCGGCUACAAAUGCGCCGUCUAUCUCUCCGGCAUCCUUCGUCACUCUGAGCGUCUCCAGGAAAUCGAGAGCCGGUGCCUUCUCGUCCAAUUCGGCGGUGCAGCUGGGACGCUGGCCUCGCUGGGAUCCGACGACACGGGUCUCCGCGUCAGGGAACAGCUCGCAAAGGAGCUUGGUCUCGGCAACCCCAGCAUCACCUGGCACGUGGCGCGGGACAACGUGGCGGAAAUCAUCAACUUCCUCGCCCUUGUGGGAGGUUCGCUAGGCAAGAUCGCCUACGACCUGAUCCUCAUGUCGUCCAAUGAACUAAGCGAAGCAUCGGAACCGUUCGUCCCCCACCGGGGCGCAUCUUCGACGAUGCCACAGAAACGGAACCCCAUCUCGAGCGAAGUCAUCCUGGCAGCGUCCAAGCUCCUCCGUGCGAAUGCGGGGCUGGCGCUGGACGCCAUGGUCACGGAUUUCGAGCGGGCGUCCGGCCCGUGGCACUUGGAGUGGGUUGCCGUGCCGGAAGCAUUCGUCCUGGCCGUGGGAGCCCUGCACCAGACCAAUUUCGCGCUGAGCGGCCUCGUGGUCAACACGGACGCCAUGAUGAAGAACCUCUUGUCCACGAGGGGUCUCAUUGUGGGGGAAGCCGUGAUGAUGGGUCUGGCUCCGUUCUUAGGCCGACAGCAGGCGCAUGACCUAGUCUACGAGGCUUGCAAGGAGUCGAUCGAAAAGGACAAGGCGUUGUUUGAUGCUUUGAAAGACCGGGCUAGCGUCGCGGUCUACGUGUCCGAGGAGCAGCUGAAGCAGCUCUGUGACCCGACCAAUUACCUGGGAGCAAGUCAGUUGAUGGUGGACCACAUUCUCCAGCUCGGGAUCAAAAGUUGA
This is a messenger RNA of Fonsecaea erecta, 1365 nucleotides long. RefSeq names its product 3-carboxy-cis,cis-muconate cycloisomerase. Bases 1 to 1365 code for a protein of 454 amino acids. Gene Ontology annotation, molecular function: catalytic activity. The transcript is spliced from 3 exons. Lineage: Eukaryota; Fungi; Ascomycota; Eurotiomycetes; Chaetothyriales; Herpotrichiellaceae. The record is from RefSeq and is a predicted model, not a curated record.